This is a messenger RNA of Cryptomeria japonica (Japanese cedar), 1470 nucleotides long. RefSeq lists its product as uncharacterized. The record is from RefSeq and is a predicted model, not a curated record. The transcript has 4 exons. The coding region runs from base 1 to 1470 and encodes 489 amino acids. Lineage: Eukaryota; Viridiplantae; Streptophyta; Pinopsida; Cupressales; Cupressaceae.
AUGGGUGAUGGGAAAAUAUGGAUUCAAAAAAUUGAUAGGGAAGAUCAACUACAUAUUUGCCCCAAAUGUUUCUCUAUUGACCAUGAUGGGCUUGAGUGUGAUGUAUCGACUACAAUUCUAAAAAAUGAAGCCUAUAUGCAGCACCCUAAUAUGGAUGAAUUACAAACAGAAUCACCAGAGGUAAUUGUUCCAGCUCCUGAGAAGGUUGAGUCUCGAGAUACCAAGCAAGAUGAGCCCAACAUCCCACUUAUCGAGGCUAUCCCUAUUGAUAUUGAAUCCCAAAUUGCUGCUUUGACAAGAUCAAAUAGAAUGGAAGGUCAAUUGGCAAUUAAGGACAAGAUCAAAUCCUCACAAGAAAACUCCAUUGUAGAUCCUCAGAACAAAGAUGAGGAGAUAACUGUCUUGGGAGAGGGAGAAAUUGACUCCUCUGCCUCAGAAUGGGAAGAGGAUUUUAGCCCAGAGGCAUCAAUAAUCAUGGAUUCGACUGUGAAAGGCCUUGAGAAGACUACCUCCAGCAUGAAAGAACCAAAUAUUAAAACCAAAGGCAAAAGGGGAAGGAAAUCAAGGAAGACUUUGCUGAAAAUUGCAGUCAUUGGUGAAAAUAGAGAUUUGUGGAAUCUGCUAUUUGACAAACUUCAAUCUACUAAUGUUGAAAAUUGCAAAUUGGCCAGAGAUUUUAAUGCUAUUCUAGUUGAGUCAGAGAAGAAGGGUGGCAUACAGAGAUUGGGCACCUCUCAGAAAGACUUUCAAAACAGAAUUUUAGAAAUAACAAGAACAGAUGGAAGCACUGCCAAUAAUUCGAAAGAGAUAGCCCAGGAAGCAUUAGAGUAUUUUGAAAACCUCAUGAAUGGGGUUGCUCAAACUGAUCAAGAAGUUAGAGAUAGAAUUCUAAACUCAAUUCCUCCUUUGAUUAAUGAGAAUCAAAACAAAGCGCUGUUUAGAGAAAUCAUUGUGGAGGAAGUCAAAAAAGCAACCUUUCAGCUAAAUCCAGAUAAGACCCUAGGCCCAGAUGGCUUCUCUGCGGCUUUUUCUCAAAAAUUUGGGGAUAUCAUUGAGCAGGAUCUGUUCAGAGCAGUAGAGGAAUCUCGGAGAAAGAUGACCAUGCUUGGAGAAAUUAACCAUACUUUUCUUGCUCUGAUCCCAAAAAAGAAGAACCCUGAAAUAAUGAGCGAUUUCAGGCCUAUCUCGCUCUAUAACACAGUCUACAAAAUUGUGACAAAAGUAAUUGCCAAUAGACCGAAACUAUUCCUCAAUCAUGUUAUCUCUGAUGAGCAAAGUGGUUUUGCGUCGGGGAGAUCGGUUGUUGAAGGAAUAAUUAUUGCCCAUGAAACCUUACACACAGCAAGGAAAACUAAGAACUCCUGCAUGAUACUCAAACUAGAUAUUUUAAAGGCAUAUGACAUGGUGGAUAGAAAAUUCUUAACAGAUGUUUUAAGAAAAUUUGGCUUUUGUAAAGAAUGGAUUGCCUAG